AUGCGGAUCUCGUCCCUAGCCACCAUCCCGAGCCUCGCCACCGCGACCAACGUCGAGAACCAUUACAGCUACGAAUUAUACGGAGGGAGCUUCAGCCUCUUUGCACAGGCCGGCUACCUCCCAGGGGCGCCCGAGCUCGAAGUCAGCUGCGCCGCGUCCGCCAUCAGCGCGGACCACUACAUCGACGACGCGACGGGCGAAUUGCGCCCUCCCACCGUGCCGUGCACGUGGGAGCACCCGCAGCCCGUCGAGUCCUGGGCCACGAUCCAUUUCAACUUCACCGCCAAGACCUACACGGUCAAGCACACCUUCGUCGGCGCCAGCGGGAUGAACGACACGGCCGCGGGCACCUCGGGCUACCUGAGCUCCGUUAACAACGACUUCGACAUCCCAGUUACUGAAUUCGCUUGA
This is a messenger RNA of Anthostomella pinea, 411 nucleotides long. The record is from the annotation of a GenBank genome assembly. Lineage: Eukaryota; Fungi; Ascomycota; Sordariomycetes; Xylariales; Xylariaceae.